UCUGUCAUGGCGGUGUCCGGUUCUCUAACCUGUGUGAAGGGACGGGAUGCUAGGGUUUUUGUCGGCGCGACAAACGGGUUUGGACGACCCUCUUCGCCUCCAGAGAGUGGAGUCCACACGGAGGGUUUGGGGACUGGAGUUAAACAAAGACAGAGAUGUUGAAAGGAUCCAUGGCAGUGGAGUUAACACCCUUGACAUUGAACCUAUUGAAGGGAGAUACAUGUUAUCAGGUGGCUCAGAUGGUGUGAUUGUGCUUUAUGAUCUUGAGAACUCCAGCAGACAACCUUAUUACACAUGUAAAGCAGUGUGUUCCAUUGGCAGAAACCAUCCUGAUGUUCACAAAUACAGUGUGGAGACUGUACAGUGGUAUCCUCAUGACACUGGCAUGUUCACAUCAAGCUCAUUUGAUAAAACUCUGAAAGUAUGGGAUACAAAUACGUUACAAACUGCAGAUGUGUUUAAUUUUGAAGAAACAGUUUAUAGUCAUCAUAUGUCUCCAGUCGCCACGAAGCACUGUUUGGUAGCAGUUGGUACUAGAGGACCCAAAGUACAACUUUGUGACUUAAAGUCUGGAUCCUGUUCCCACAUUCUACAGGGUCACAGACAAGAAAUAUUAGCAGUUUCCUGGUCACCACGUUAUGAAUAUAUCUUGGCAACUGCAAGUGCUGACAGUAGAGCAAAAUUAUGGGAUGUGAGGAGAGCAUCAGGAUGUUUGAUUACGCUUGAUCAGCAUAAUGGGAAAAGGUCACAAGCUGUUGAAUCAGCAAACACUGCUCAUAAUGGAAAAGUUAAUGGCUUAUGUUUUACAAGUGAUGGGCUUCAUCUCCUCACUGUUGGUACAGAUAAUCGAAUGAGGCUCUGGAAUAGUUCCAAUGGAGAAAACACACUAGUGAACUAUGGAAAAGUUUACAAUGACAGUAGAAAAGGAUUGAAAUUCACUGUCUCCUGUGGCUGCAGUUCAGAAUUUGUUUUUGUACCAUAUGGUAGCACCAUUGCUGUUUAUACCGUUUACUCAGGAGAACAGAUAACUAUGCUUAAGGGACAUUAUAAAAGUGUUGACUGCUGUGUAUUUCAGUCUAAUUUCCAGGAGCUGUACAGUGGUGGCCGAGACUGCAAUAUUCUUGCUUGGGUACCAUCCUUAUAUGAACCAGUUCCUGACAAUGAUGAUGAGACUACAACCAAAUCACAAUUAAAUCCAGCAUUUGAAGAUGCCUGGAGCAGCAGUGAUGAGGAAGGAUAAAUAUCAAUUCUUAGUGCCUUUUUGUUUCUAUUGAUGAAACUUUUUUAAAACAGGACUGUUUUGUUUUAUUUUUUCAAUUGUCCAGUGACAGCUAAAUUAGCCCUGAAUUUGUGUGACUUUCCAUUUAUUUUAAAAUGAGGUUAGUAAUUUCAUGAAAUCCUGUAACAGAGUUCUAUGUACUUUACUUAAUCAGAACAUGUCUCCUUGAUCCAGAUGCUGUGGCCUGCUGCAGCCCCUACAGCUGUAGUACAAGGGGACAGAUCAUGGCACCUCCUCUGUGGGAACUUGAACAGUUUGUGUGACCGUAAGAUGUAGUCUCAGAGAAUGAGCAAGUAUCGUGGUCAGUGCUGACUUUCUCCUGCUGACUGUACCAUCACCUUCCUCAUUUUCACUUUCAAGAAUGAUUUUACUGAGGAUCAUAUCAAAAAUUAUAGUUGAAAAGUUAGCACCAAUUUUUUAAUUCUUUCUUAUUUGUGUAUUCAGUUUUUGCAAUGAUUUCAUUUAUUUGACCAUUGUCUAGCUUUGUGUUAAGUUUUUUUGAAUUUGGUGCCUUCCACAAUCUAAAAAGGAAGAGGUUUUUAACUUGGGGAAAAUUCCAUGUUUCCUUUAUUUUACUGUCAGCAACUUGAACUGCUUUUCUAUGAAUCUGGUUAAGAUGUGACUAAGUCCUCCUUCAUUCAUCAAAGCAGAAGAUAUCCUGGCAGGAGAUCUGUCUUAAACAUGAAAUGUCACAAAAAUUUCUAUUUUGUUGUCUCCUCUUCUCAUGUCAUAACUCAUGAGUGAUUAUCAUGAAGCUAACCUUACAUUCCCUUUCUUUCUGAUUCUUAUCAGUAGGAGACUAGUUAAAGAGGUUUUUGUGAGCUUGAAUACCAAGUAUACAGUAGUAGAGUUUUUAAAUGUGUAAGUGUUAGGCCUCAUAUCAGACCUUUCUGGCCAAAUGUUUUGUUUUCCAUACAUUUACUUUUUAGUUAAUUUUCUUAAGCCCUGACUAUUUUACUUCCACUUUUUCUCCCCUUGGUGAGGAUGUUUAUGACCUUUGAAAAUGCUAUUGAAAUUGAGAAUUUUUUUUUGUUUGUUUUAAGAAAAAAGAAGUCUUUUUCCAAGCUGUAAAUAACUAUUACUUCUUUAUAGUUAUAUAAAUAUACAUGCUUAUUGUAAAUAAUUUAAGCCAUAAACCUUCCAAGACGUAAAGAUGACUUGGAAUCAUGCCACCCUCGGGUAACUACUACUAAUAUUUUAGUGGCCAUUCUUUCAUGCAUCUCUUUAUGACACAUAAUUUUACACAGUUGGGUGUUCGGCAUGCUGUUAUCAUGCAAACUCCUCUUCCCACAUCAGCAACUCCUUCCUCAUCCCUUACCCCUCCUUCCACAAUCCAAGUUAUUAACCAAGUAUGUGUUCAUUCACAUUAUAAUCCAGUAAGGACCUAUGUAGACAUAGAUGGGCAAGUAUUUUUAGUUUGAAAAAAUAGGAUAUACACAGUUCUGUCCUGAUUUUUUUUCAAUUAUAGCUCACAGAAAUUUUUCUGUGUCAUUUGGUAUAACUACAUGUAUUGACUAUAUUUUCUUAUUUUCUGUAUUCUUGAUACUCUGGCAUUUGGGGCCUUGAUCCUGGCAACACUGCCUCUUCCAGGUCUAAUUAAUUCCCAGAGAUAGCAAAGGACUCCCCAGGGAGCAUGCCUUUGAUAUACAAACCAAUCAAUCCAGAGUCCACACCCCCAGCCAUCUUCUUUAUCAAGCUCUCACACACUAAACCACUAUUCCCCUUGUCCUAGAUUACCCCAGGGCCGGAUACCAGACAACUAAGUGCCAGAGUCUAUUGAAAUUAUUCCAACUAUCCAAUCCUAAAUUUAUUCGGUGUACCUAUCCUGCCCCACUCAUUCCUUCCCAGCAAACCCCAAUAAAGGCCAUGCUCUGCUUUCUCCCUAGAGAGGCCUCCUGACCUAACCUAGUCCUUCCCUCUGUAACCCUGCAUGGCAGGGUAUGCCAUGCCUUCUGGUUCUAGUUCUAGGGAUCUGUGAAUAUAAACAUCUUCCUUCGUGAUAGUCAUUUCCUUCUGUGUGUCUUGCCAUACCUGAUUAGAACAAAACCAGGACAAAUCUUAACACAGUUAGCACAGCGAGCUGGGUGAUUUGCACGAAAAGUAGAUGAUAUUCUUUGAGCUGCUCUUGGCUUAUUGUCUAGAUCUGACAGUCAAGGGACACUGCCUGAAAGGGCACCCCUGGUUGUUGGUGCACUUGCUGCUUGGUGCCUGCUGCAUUGUGUUGUUUUUCUGUCAGGUAUUACCAUGAUUUCCCAAUCUAAAGGGGGCACUCAGUGUAUUUCCCCCAUUGGUGGAGAGCUCAAGAUCCAGGACAGAACCACAGGGGUUUAUAGGUGACUGGCUACAUUUUUAAAAGGUCCAUCUGCUGGGAAUGAGGAGUGACUACCCUCCUACUGCCAUAGGACAAGUCUAAUCCACUGACUGGGCAAUGCUGACAAGCAGUAGAGCCAUCUGAGUCACUUAGAUGAAGAAUCUAGUGUCUGGAAUGAUAUAUGCUUCUGGAGGCAUGCAUAAACCAUUUCUCUUGUCCUCCCUGAGCUUUUCUGAGUCAAAUUCCAUCUGUUCCUCAAAGCAGUAGGAGAUGGCACUUGAACACUUGCUCAUAUGCUGUGAACCAUUUGUGGGUUUGAUGUGAGGGCCUUCUCAGAAGAUCAUGGCUCCCCACAAACACUUCAAGUCGCAAGCUUCAUUGCUGUGCCUACUUGCUGCUGUCAUGAGCAACUUAUUCCCCAACCUAGCAGGGUCUAACAGGUCCCAUCCCUGGAGACCAGUGGCUCAAGCUGCAUCUGGUUCCAGCACCCCCCCCACCCAAAACCCUGAAGAGUUGAUCCAAUUAAUUUUAAAAAUGCAAAGUACUUAAUCCAUGUAUAUGUACUCUCCUAAGAGCCGCUAAUUGUCAACAUGCAAAGGGUCUUGUGCUCAAACAAAAAAUGUAAAAGUUAAUGCUGAUGCCACCAUUGCUUUCCUAGAUGUAGACUUUAGCCCCUCUAAGGUUGAUUGGGACACCCUAGAGAAGGGGGGCUUUGCUUACAGAGAUGCCGCUCAGAACCAUCAGGAGCUUAUCAGGUAAACAUCCAAAAGGGGGGAAAAAAAAGGAAAAAUUUUAGUCACCUAGAGAUUCAAGCCAUUCUACAAAUUUGAAAAAAGGUGGGUGUGAGGAAGGGACUGAUUAUUCUGUGGACAGAGGACAUCCCAGGGGAAAGUUGCCUAGAUGCACUUGGCCCCUUCAGCCUCCCUCUUUUCCUCUUACCAGCCAGAAAAAAAAAAUAAAGACUGCACCUUCAGGGUGCAAAAACCUGAAACAGGAAGAAAACAAGAAAAAUGACUUUAGGUGGCUACAAACCCAAGGGGAAAAAAACCAAAAAGUUUAAAUUUUAAGUGCUAGGCAAAUGCCAGUCUAGCAAGCGUAAUGCUAGUUCUAGAUUAGUUACUGAUUUAAAAGCGAAACAGAGAAAAUAAAAGGUAAUUGAAUAAUAUAUACAUAUAUAAUGUUAAAACAGUUUUAUAAUUUGGAAAUAAUUUGAUCCAAUUGGAAAUCCAAAAUUUAUACACUAAAUGAAUAUACUAAAGGAUUAUUUUAUAACAAAAAGAUAAAAGGGCACCUUAUGAUGCAUUACUACAACAUUAAUAAUGUGGUCCCAUCCAUUGGGGCCCCCAUACUCUAUAUCCAAUAUUAUUGACGUUACUGAUUCUAUUCAGUCAACAACUGGUAAAUAUUUUGCUCUAAUAGAUUUGGCUAACAUGCUCUGUUCAGUGCCUGUUUCACCAGCCUAUAGCUGCAAUUUGUCUUCACCUCAAAGGAACACAAUACACCUUUUCCAGACUGUCCAUCAGGUACCUCAGCAGCUUUGCCAUCACACAGUCUUUGCAGACAGGAUCUCAACUGCAUCCACCUUCUUCCAGGAGCACAGGUAUGACAUUACACUGAUAACAUCCUCCUCCAAGGGGACUCAUUUGGUACGCAUUUAGGAUAUACAGGUACAUCUUUUAGUACUUUUGGGUUCUGAUGGCGACAUAGUCUUUAUCUACAAAUUUUACAUCCAAAUUGAAAUUAAUAGGUACUCCUGUAGCAGACAGCUACUCAUCUGAUGUGGGACCUGUAUGAGCCUAAACUUCCACCAAAAACAAAACCCUUGUCAGUGCAGCUUUACACCUUUCUGUUGACUGUUGGUCUUAUUGCCCCUGGUCUGGGUGCUUUCAUUAAUUUACAGUCUGGAAGCCCAAACCCUCUAAAGCCAUUGUUUCAAUCAAACAUGGCAAAUGCUGAGACCCACAUCACCUCAGAUGGGUACCAUCUUGGAAAGGAUACCCCAGACCCACAUCCCAGAGAACAUUUCCCAGUCCGAGACCUCACCAUUGGAGAUGAUCUCACCCCGAUACUAAAGCAUGAGCCCCAGCAACGCCCAUGACUACCUCUCCUAAGGCACAAAUUGGACAUAGGACAUUUUUGCUUUUCUUCCUUUGUCAUUAGGGAUCCCAUUACAUUUCUGAGCUUACUGUCUGCUUAGCCCAUGAUCCUGCUCUACUCCUUUUUUUCUGCCUAAGAGUACACCCCUGCACUCCCAUGCCUAAAGGGAAAUCUAGUGGAGGUUACUGCUAUCUGUGUUCUAAAUAUUAAUGGAGAUUACUGUUUUCCCUGGAGGCUCUUGCCUCCUAUCAGUCAACUCCUUCAAGCGCUCUGGGGAGAAGACCAUCUACUUCACAAGGCUUUUUCCUACUCUCAUCCUGUGUCUGCUCUGUGAUUACCACAACCACUCUUUCCCCUUGGUUACACACAAUACCACUAAUCUUUACAUAUACUUUGCUAAUAUGUCAUUUAAUACCCUGCAACAAAAGAAGUGCUGGACCUGCACUUGGUAGAUACACAAAUAGACACGUUAUAAUCUCAUACUUUCAGCACGCUUUGAAACUCCACUAAGAUAUUGUUGGAGACUAAGAAUUUCAGCUCUGUCUUCUUGGCUAAUACCGUAUAAAUAGAAAAUCUAGUUACGGGCUGGCCUGCAAGGACUCCUUACAACUCUACUUAUGUUCUUCCUUUCUACUCUCUUAGUAAAUAUUUUCCACACUGUUUAGAGCAGCUUGUGUUCUACUCUCUCAUAGUCUCCACUAGCAUCACCCCCAAAUAUUCCUUAAUAGGAUGCCAAAGCAUCAUGGCCAAUUGUAUUGAUUACAUUUUCUUAUCUUCUGUAUUCUUGGUACUCUGGCAUUGGGGGCCUUGGUCCUGGCGACACUGACCCUUCCAUGUCUAACUAAUGCCCAGAGAUAGCAAAAGACUUCCCUGGGAGAAUGCCUUUGAUAUGCAAGCCAACCAAUCCAGAGUGCACACCCUCAACCAUCUCCUUUAUCAAACUUACACACCGAUCCAGUAUUCCCCUUGCUCUAAACUACCCCAGGGCCAGCUACCAGAUGACUAGGGGCCACCCCUGUAGCCCAGCAUCUACAGAAAUUACUCAGACUCUCCAGUCCCAAACUUACUCAGUGUACCUGCCCUGCCCACUCAUUCCUUCCCAUGAAAACGCCAGUUAAGGCUCUGGGCCAUGCUCUGCCCUCUCCUAUCUGCCUCCUGACUGGUCCUGGCCCUUCUCCAUGUGGCCCUGCGUGGCAUGGUGUGCCGUGCCUCCGGGCUCUAGGGAUAUGUGAGUAUAAACUUUAUCCUUCAUGACAGUUUUCCAUGUCUGCAUGUCUUAGAACCAAUCCCAGUUACAAAUUUUAACACACUGUCAUUUCUUUUCAUUAACUGCACAAUACUCCAUUUUGUGAAUGUACACAGUUUUUUUUUCAGGCCCUUUUUAGGGCCACAUGUACAGUGGUAAAAGAUUGUGAAGUGCACUAUAUUUUCCUUAAUGAUUUGGGUGAUACCCUUUUGUUACUGAGUAGCAUCUUUUCCUCUGGCAGAGGAAAUGGUAAUUUUGCUGGGUAGGAUUCUUGGGUUGCAGUCCUUUUAUUUCAUUAGCCUGUAACUAUUAUGUCCACUUUCUUCUAGCUUCUAUUAUUGCAGAUUAGGAUUCUAAAACCAGCUUGAUUUUUUUUCCCUUUGUAGGAAACUCAUUCUUUAUAGCUGAAAGCUUGUCAACUGAGGGCUUUAUUUUUCUUUUUAUCCUUAAUGUUAUCAGUUAUCUACCCCUCCCCCCUCACUUCCUGGACCUCUUGUGAGCUCUUUCAAUCCAAAGCCUCAAGCCUUUUCUCAGCUCAGGAAUAUUUUCUUCUAAUAUUUGUUUAAUUAUUUCUUCUCUCCUCUCUUUUUUUUCUUCUCUGCAUCACCUAAUAAUUACAUGUAAAGUUGACUUUGAUCUCUCCUUCAUAGUCUUAUCUUUCCUUCCUGCUUGCCUUUUUUUUAUAAUCCUAAAACAGUUCCUGCCACAUAGUAGGUGCUCAGUAAAUAUUUGCUUUUUUGUUUCUGUUCUGUACUUCAAGAUUUUGCACUUGACCUGCAAGAUCACUAAUUCAAGACUAACUGAUCAUCAGGAGAGACUUAUUAAUUAUUGUUUUAUUUUUCUCCCCACCCUAAACCUUUGUUCUGUUUUUAAACACUUGCAGAAAUAUAUUGGAGAAAUAGGAGUGAUCUAUAGAAGCUUCCACUUAAACCUUUUUUUUUUUUUUAAUAGACUUUAUUCUUUUAGAGCAGUUUCAGUUUCACAGCAGAACUGAGCAGAAAAUACAGAGUUCCCACAUAGCCAUCCUCCCUCCCCACACGUAUAUACUCCCCUACCCUCAACAUCCCUCAUCAUGUGGCAUAUUUGUACAGUCGAUGAACCAACAUGGGCACAUUAUCAACCAAAGUCCAUAGUUUACAUUAGGGUUCGCCCUUGAUGUUGUACAUUCUAUGUGUUUUGACAAGUGCAUAAUGACAUGUAGCCACCACUAUAGUAUCAUACAGAAUAAUUUCAUUGCCCUAAAAAUUCCUUGUGCUUCAUCUUUUCAUUCCUCCCUCCCUCUCUCCAAACACCUGGAAACCACGAUCUUUUUAUUGUUUCUGUAGCUGUGCCUUUUCCAGAAUGUCAUUUACUUGGAAUUGUACAGUUUGUACCUUUUCAGACUGGCUUCUUUUAUUUAGUAAUAUGUCUUUUAAGUUCUUCUAUGUCUUUCAUGGAUUGAUAGGUCAUUGUUUUUUUACUGCAUAUACAUUUUUUAAUUUACAUAUAUGUAGUGUUCAUUGUUUCUAAGAACAUUUAGAGCUUUAGCUUUUUAAACUUACAUAGUUAUCAAAGGAAUAAAGCCAAGCACAAAAUAAGAAUUAACUCAAAAAGAUACAUACACCCUGCUGUUAACAGCAACAUUAUUUAUAAUUGCCAAGAUACGGAAGCAUCCUAAGUGCACAUCAAUAGUUGAACAGAUAAUGGAAAUGCAGCAUAUAUAUAUGUGUGUGUGUGUGUAUAUAUAUAUAUUUAUAUAUGUAUAUAUAUUUAUAUAUGUGUGUAUAUAUAUAAAUGCAGCAUAUAUAUAUAUAUAUAUGUAUGUAUGUAAUGGAAUAAAGCUCAUCCAUAAAAAAGAAGAAUAUUUUUCCAUUUGUGGCCCUUCAUUCACUUUUUUCUUUUUCACUUCAAAAAACAGAAUUUUAUAACUGGUAGAGACAUUUCCAUUACAUCACAAACAACAAAAUACCUAGAAAUAAACUUAACCAAGGUUACCUAUACUCUGAAAACUGAAAUGACACAAAGAAAUGGAAAGAUUUCUUAUGCACUUGGAUUAAAAGAAUCAACAUUAUCAAAAUGGCCACACUACCCAAAGCAAUCCAUAGAUCCAACGCAACCCCCAUCAAAAUACUCGUGACAUUCCUCACAGAACUAGAACAAACAAUUCCCAAAUUUACAAAAUACCCCAGUCAAAGCAAUCUUUCGUAGGUCUCUCUUUCUCUUUUUUUCUUCUUCUUUUUGUUCUCUUUUCUUAUGGUCUGAUGACUAGGGAAGGUCCUUUAACAUUUGUUGCAAAGCUGGUUUGGUGGUGCUGAAAUCUUUUAGCUUUUGCUUAUCUGUGAAGUUUUCAAUUUCUCCAUCAAGUCUGAAUGAGAGCCUUGCUGGAUAGAGUAUUCUUGGUUCUAAGUUUCCCCCUUGCAUCACUUUAAAUAUAUCUUGCCACUCCCUUCUGGCCUGUAGAGUUUCUGCUGAAAAAUCAGCUGAUAACCUUAUAGGAGUUCCCUUGUAUGCUAUUUGUUGCUUUUCUCUUGCUAGUUUUAAUAUUUUCUCCUUAUCCUUAAUUGUUGUCAGUUUGAUGACUAUGUGCAUUUGUAUGAUCCUCUUUGAGUUGAUUCUGUGUGGUACUCUCUGCGUUUCCAAGACUCGGGUGACUGUUUCCAUUCCCAAGCUGGGGAAGUUUUUGGUUAUUAUCUCUCCAAAAAUUUUCUCAGAUCCUUUCUCUCUCCUUUUUCUUGGACCCCAUAAUGUGAACAUUAGAGCACUUCAUGUUAUCCCAGAGUUCCUUAAACUAUUCUUAUUCCUUUUUAUUCUUUUUUCUGUUCUGAAGUAGUGACUUCCACUAAUUUCUUUUAGGUCACUGAUCUGUUCUUCUGCCUCAUUUAGUCUGUUCUUGGUUCCUUCUAGCGUAUUGUUCAUUUCAGUGAUUUUAUUCUUCAACUCUGUUCGAGUAUUCUUUCUGUUUUCCAACUCUUUGCUAAAAACUUCACCCUGUUCAUCUAUACUCCUCUUGAGUUUUCUGAACAUCGUGGCCAUCAUUACUUUAAACUCUUUCUCAGAUAAAUUACCUAUCUCCUCAUCACUUAUUUCUUCUUCUGGGAUUUUAUCUUGUGCCUUGACCUGAGAGAUAUUCCUUUGCCACCUCAUAUCUGUCUUUCUAUGUGUUUGUGAAUUCCUUCCAUGGGCUUUGGGAUUAUUGUUUUCUUGUUUCUAGUAUCUGCCCCUGGUGGAUGAGGCUGGACUAGAGGCUUAUGCAGGUUUCCUGGCAGGAGGAGCCAAUGCCUGCCCACUGCUGGGUGACGCUUGGUCCUGGACCUCUGGUGAAUAGGGCUGUGUCUAGAGGCCUUUGUGGCUUAGGGAGUCUGCUGAUGGGUGUGGCUGUGUUCCGACCCUGUACUUGUUUGGCCUGAGGCUUCCCUACAGGCUGUUGGGAGGGGCUAGGUCUUGGUGCUAAUGAUUCAAUCAAGAUGUCAGCCUCCAGGAAAGCUCAUGGAGAUUAACACUCCCAGAAUGUCCACCACCAGCUUGUAAGUCCCCUGGGUGAGCCGCAGCCUUUCCCCACGUCCCUGGGAGACCCUCCAAGUCCAGCAGGCAGGCCUGGCCCAGGUUCCUGUGAAAUCACUGCCUCUACCCUUGGACCUGGUGCACAUGAGUUUUCGUGUACACUUCUCAAGGGAAUGGAGUCUCCGCUUCCCCGAGUUCUGUGAGGCCCCCAGAGCCAACCCUCCCUGGCCUUCAAAACCAGAUGUCCUGGGGUCUCCUUCUCUUCCCAAUGCUGGAACCCAAGCUGGGGAGCCUGACAUGGCGCUUAGAGCUCUCAUUCCUGUGGGAGGACCUCUGCAACUUAACAAAUCUUCAGCUUGUGGGGCGCCCACCAGGGGUGUGUGGAGCCCAAUUAUAUCGCGAGCAUGCCCCUCCUACUGUCCUGCUGUGGUUCCCUCUUUAUGUUUCCAGUUGCAGGAGCUCUUUUUUUUUGCUAGGUUCCAGUCUUCUUUUUUGAUAGUUGUUUAGCAUUCAGUCAUGGUUUCAUUGUAGUCAUGAGGAGAGGCAAGCUCGCCAUCCUGCCACUCCGCCAUCUUGACCAGAACUCCGAUUUCUCCCUGAAACUUGUUUUAAAUUGUUUCAUUGAGCUGAUACUUGUCCAGCCUUAUUGACUGUAUAUAUCAAUGAACCAAUUACAAAGGUAGUGAUCACCUGUAACUUCUCUCUGUUGCCUUUUAUAUUUUACAAAUUUUCCUUCUGUGGUGUCUUAGCUAAUAGUAUGUGUCUUUCAGUCUUAUAAAGUGCUUGUAUCCUGCCGUAUUUCAGAGGACACUUAUGCCAGUUGUUUACUGCGCCUCAGAUUGAUUCCAGUUUUAAAGUCAUUUAUGGCACACCCGUGAAAUGCCUGCUUUUAAAAAAUGCAUAGAAACCGUAAAUGCAGACGUUUACUAGCACAGCCCUAAACCUGUGUUUAACAGGAUGUCUGAAAACAGCGUCAUGGGUAAGCUUUUAUACUUCCUACCAAGCUUUUUCUUUACAAUUAAGGAAAUACUUCAAGAGAGGGAAAAAAAGACAUCUUCAACUGAAGCAUUCUUUUGGGUCAGUUUAUACUAAAAAGCUCCAUUUAGACUAGAUGAAAACCUUUAAGGAAAGCUGUGAAGACAAACCCUUAAGCUGUACCACUUGCUUUAACAGUUGAAAAUAACUUCAAAAUGAAGGCUCUUCAGUAAAGGACACAAAGGUUUGUAGAGCCUACUAUUGGUGAGACACUGGAAAACAGAAAAACUUUAGCUCUUAUUUAAAACCUGAAUGAGAGGAUAAUAGAAAAAGUUUGUCCCAAUGAACUAAUCUCAAUUAUACUUCAAAGAAAAGUCACUAUCACACAAAUCAGAUAUUGAACCUAAUGGCUGCAUAGUUCUAACUCAAAUAUUUCAUUACUGUUGAGUCAUAUAGUAAUACUUGGUUACUUCUAUAAAAAUGAGUAACUACGGAAAGUUAGAAAAGCUAAAGUCAUUUCUGUAACUUAUAAUUUUUAUAAAAAUACAUUGAUACAGUUCCUUUUUAAAACUUAAUUUUUUCUCUAUAUUCAGAUCCUAUUUACUCAGCCCGAAUUUUAAAACUCUUGAGUAUCAUUAGAACUGUAAACUGAAUAUCAAUCAAACCAUGCCAGAAAUGAAAUUGGCAAAAAAACCUUUUAAAAUAUAUAGCAGGGAAAGCCAGUUACAGAGAGGAAAAUAAUCACUUUGCUUUGUAUUAUGAUAAAGUUUCUAGACAUCUGAGGGUUAAAUUUAUUGCUAGAAUAGAGUUGGUUCUUUUGUUUUAACUCUGGAAAAAUAUUAAAUUCAAGGGACAUAUCUAACAAAGCCCAAUCAUGAAUAUGGAUUUCCCUUGAAAAAAACAUGUACAGUCCUUUUGUGCCAUCUUGAAUCACUGUACUGUACCUUAGUGCCUGGAAUUUUUACAAGUCAUUUAUUGUAAGACAAGCUUUUCUAUCUUACUAGUAUAUCAGCAACAUCCUCAAAUACAGGAGGCAUAGUUAUUUUGCUGCCAUGUAGUUCUUUGUUUCCUGCUUUUUAAAAAUUGGACAAUUAAAAACUAGAAAAAACUAAGGGAAAUAAGAUAAAGAACUGUGUUAUGACUGCUCUAAUUCUGUGUGUAGGAGUUGGCAAAUGCCCUGUAACUUCCUGACAAACCACUGCUGUUUAUCCUCACAAGGGUACACAUAAACUUUGCGCUAGUGGGUUUAUACAGCCCUCCCAGUCUACGCUCUCCCAAGGCCUGGAACUAAAUAAAGGUCACAAUCCUAACUUGGUUUCUUAUUUUGUCACUAAAAACACAAGUCAGUCAAUGUUUAAGACCAGAUUCCUCAAGCUCCUCAUGCUUUUUAUUUCUUGACAGUCUGUCAGUGGCUGUUGCAUAGGGUCUGUAGCGGGCCUGGCCAGUGGCUUUGUUUCCUUGGCAUUGGUGCUCAACUCUUGAAGGCAACUAAUGAUUGGCCCCAGUGAUUGGCGCAAGCCAUUUCUUUUUUGUUCAUCUCAUCCCCUGAGCAAGAGUUAGUAACAGCACUAAAACAGGGCCAGUUAACACCCUAUUCAAACACCAGGCGGGGUGCAGGAGAGCUGCUACUUCCCAGGUGGCUCACACGCAACUCUCCAGCUUCUCUUCUCCUACAUAGUGGCAUCAUCCACUACUGCAUAAGUCUGAAUACCUUUCAUAUAAAUAUGCUGUUAAGGUUGUGCUAAAAUGAGGGAAUAAUACUCCUAUUAAGUCUUUGAAAAUUGAGUUAUUGACUAUUUUUAUGGUACUGCGUUGUUUUCUUAUCUACAUAUGUAUACAAAAUUUCGUCCAAGUUUCAGUAAAUACUAUGGAAAAAAUGUAUUAAAAAUAACUUAGUGUUGAUCACUAAGAACAUUAAAGAAUGGCAAGUUUAUUUUUAAAAAUUGUACUGGUUUCAUAAAGAAAUUAAUAAUAAACAAUAGACUGGAAAUCAGAA
Camelus dromedarius (Arabian camel) is the source of this 13384-nucleotide messenger RNA. RefSeq names its product ERCC excision repair 8, CSA ubiquitin ligase complex subunit (gene ERCC8). The transcript is spliced from 12 exons. Gene Ontology annotation, molecular function: protein binding. Gene Ontology annotation, biological process: transcription-coupled nucleotide-excision repair; protein polyubiquitination; proteasome-mediated ubiquitin-dependent protein catabolic process. The record is from RefSeq and is a predicted model, not a curated record. Bases 47 to 1240 code for a protein of 397 amino acids. Lineage: Eukaryota; Metazoa; Chordata; Mammalia; Artiodactyla; Camelidae. Gene Ontology annotation, cellular component: Cul4A-RING E3 ubiquitin ligase complex; nucleotide-excision repair complex.